CUGAAGAAGCAACCGGCCCGUUACCUCAAGAACCUACCUCUCUCUCUCUCUCUCUCUCAACUAAGUCGAGAGUGUCACUUUGCAUAUUUCUCCUUCAUCAAUUACUUGAGAUCCAGUUGUGCCCAAGGGGCCAGCAAGAGAAACGAAGGGAUCUCGAAGUUCAUUUCCCUGCCCGAACGAUGAGAACAGGUGAAAACAGGAAAGCAAACUCAUGCGUCUUCAAGGACUUUUACUUAGAAUGGCUCCAGGACCUCAAAGCCCUCCUUCCUCUGCUACAGCAGGCCAUAGAUUCUGCUGUAAAACUUCUCAACUUUGAGGUACCAGUCACACACACUCGCUUCAAAGCAAUGACAUCGUCACCAACCGAAGCACUCACAACACAUGUCCAAAUGCUUCAUCAACACUUCCAGGCCUACUUCAAUGCCCUUGACCAUGCUGCCCAGCAGGAUGUCACCCAGGUUCUCUGCCCUGAGUGGCAUAAUUCCAUUGAGACACCAUUUCUCUGGCUCGGAAGUUGGCACCCAGCUGUCUUUUCUAAUCUUCUCCGUGCAUUUAUAUCUAAAUAUAACAACAUGACCCAUGGUUCUGUCAGCUGCAUGAGCAGUUUCACACGAAGUGACCAAAAAAAGCAACAAUUUAGUUUUGCUUGGACUCAUCCUUCACCAGAACUCUUCGAGCACAUGGAACAGAUUGACCGGGGACUGCGGCUCAUGAUCCCAGCAAUCUUGUCACGGAUGAGGGAUGUGCAAAUCAGCUUUGUUGGACGCAUAGGGUGUGACUGGGUGACCAGUAUUAGCAGCAGCGGUGGAGAAGGAACUGUGCAGGAAAUGGUUACAGAUAUCGCUACAGAGAAGCUGGAGGAACUGACUAGCAUUUUCGUUGAUGCCAAUAGACAAAGGGGGAGCAUCCUGGCCGAGAUCAUUGGUGCACUAGACAUUUACCAAUCAGCUCUCUAUCUAGAAGGCCUGGCAAAGUUUAUCAUUGGGUUCAGAAGCCCAGAACUGGUUCAUGACAUGGAACACUCUAAGCUCCCUGUUUCCCCACAUUGACGGCAUACAUUCUUUUCAUUCUCCACUUCUUUUACGA
Molecule: messenger RNA, 1086 nt
Organism: Nymphaea colorata (pocket water lily)
Lineage: Eukaryota; Viridiplantae; Streptophyta; Magnoliopsida; Nymphaeales; Nymphaeaceae
Product: protein INAPERTURATE POLLEN1
Exons: 3
Coding region: 180-1049 (289 amino acids)
Biological process (GO): DNA-templated transcription
Molecular function (GO): sequence-specific DNA binding
Source: RefSeq, a predicted model, not a curated record